Messenger RNA from Nilaparvata lugens (brown planthopper), 1499 nucleotides. It is a transcript of the gene Vamp7, whose product is annotated as vesicle-associated membrane protein 7. Bases 395 to 1045 code for a protein of 216 amino acids. Lineage: Eukaryota; Metazoa; Arthropoda; Insecta; Hemiptera; Delphacidae. Gene Ontology annotation, cellular component: SNARE complex; membrane. The record is from RefSeq and is a predicted model, not a curated record. Gene Ontology annotation, biological process: exocytosis; vesicle fusion. The transcript is spliced from 6 exons. Gene Ontology annotation, molecular function: SNAP receptor activity; SNARE binding.
GGUGACUCAAGAUUUUCAAGGCUAAUUCCAAUAAUUUUGAUAAACAAAGCUCUAAUCUCAUUCCUCAUUGCGUUUUAUUUUCUUUCUCUGUCAGAGAUAUGUAAUAGAAUACUCUGUUAUUAUCAUUAUUCUAAUAUUGUAGUUUCUUGUGUCUGUUGUUAUCUGCAUUGAAUGUUCAUAAGUAGUGAAAUUGACAGUAUUCAAACACUAGUGUUUCUUGAAUGCAUUCUUAAGUGUCUCCAUAGUUCAUAUAAUUUAAUAAACGUUGUUCGUGUUCUUCAAGAAAUUACUUAGAAAUGUGCUAUUAGAUGAUAAACUUCUAUUAAUUUUACUGUACUUUUGAUUGAAUUAGGUGAGUCGAUCUUUUCCUCCAGUUUUGCCUAAACAGAUAAAAAUGCCUAUCCUAUACAGUGUGGUUGCAAGAGGAACCACGGUUCUAGCGAAGUUUGCAACAUGCGCUGGAAACUUUUCAGAGGUCACAGAGCAAAUCUUGGCGAAAAUAGGUCCAGAAGACAGAAAAAAGACUCUCUCUCACAGCAGCUACUUAUUCCACUACAUUUGUGAAGACAGAGUAAUCUACAUGUGCAUUGCAGAUGAUGAGUUUGAGCGAUCUAGAGCGUUUCUUUACUUGAAUGAAAUAAAAAAGAGGUUCCGUUCAACCUACGGCAGCAGAGCUGACACAGCUAUUGCAUAUGCAAUGAACUCUGAAUUUGGACCAAUCUUAGGAAAUGAAAUGAAAUAUUAUUCAGAAUCAAAGGAUAUCGAUACAAUUUCGCGAGUUCAUGGAGAACUGGAUGAACUAAAAGAUAUAAUGGUGCAUAAUAUCGAUAAUCUAGCAAUGCGAGGGGAACGUUUGGAACUACUAGUCGAUAAAACUGAAAAUCUCACUGCCAGUUCAGUUACAUUCCGAGCAACCAGUAGAAACCUUCAGCGUGCUCUGUUCUGGAAAAACAUGAAAUUGUACUUGAUUAUCUCUGCUAUUGUUUUGGUUAUUAUUUACUUCAUCCUAGCUAUGUCUUGUGGAUUGACUCUAUCCAGCUGCUGAGAGAUUACAUAAAUCAUCUCAAUUUAUAAAUAACAAUGUAUGAUCUUCAGUAAAGAGUCUUCCUUGUGAUAUGUUCAAUCAUGAAUUUAAACUAUAAGUCACUUUUUUAUUAUAUAUUAUCCUUUACUCAUGGUUCAAGUAAUUAUUAUACUACGUUCCUUUUUAGAAAUCGGUUGAACCUUUCAAGUUCUCUCCAUAUUUUAUAUUAAUCAGAAAACUAAUUGACAAGGUCGAAUCAAUGUUUUGUCAAUUGUAUUGAAGACUAGAUUGCGACAAAUUUUAUUUAGAUCAAUGUAUUUUGUUGGCUGCCGUUUAGAACAUGAUUAGGUGAGAUUGAAACGGUUUUAUGUUAGUUGUAUGAGUUCAAAAAUAUAUAUUUAUACACAGAUUGUUUUAUUAUCAAAGAAUCUAAUUGAUGUAUUUGCAUAUUAUAACAUAUUAUAGAAAUUUAUCU